UUUGUUACCAACAGAAAGCAAAGUUUGAUUGUUAGGUUCAGGCACAGCAAGUAGCACAGAUUAAAAAAAGACAAGAUAAUCAUUUGCAGAAUAAGCUGGUGCUUUAAUGACUGAAUGACAGGGAGUGCUGAGGUGGUGGUUAUAUACAAGGAAGUAACUGGAACUGUUAUGAAAGCGCAAGUAUACCAUAUUUGAACUCAGAUGUAUUAACUUCGCCAAAAAUGAGGAUUGCAGUUGUGAUACGCGGUGUAGUGGUCCUGCUGGUCAGUGGCCUGACAUUGUUCGUUGCAAAUAAAUUGAUGAAUUCUUCAGAAAAACAGAAUAAUGCGGAACACUUAGCAGAGCCAAAAGUUAAGAAGUCCCUGUGUGAAUUGGAUACACAUUGUACUGCAAACCAUUUCCCAUUUAAAAUCAUUAGCGGGGCAGCUAAUGUUGUUGGACCCAGCAUUUGUUUCAAUGAUAAAGCACUCAUGACCAGUGUAAAGAAUAACAUUGGAAAAGGGCUAAACAUUGCUUUAGUUAAUGCUUCAUCUGGUAAUCUAAUAGCAACUGACUUUUUCGACAUGUGGACUGGAAAUAUCAAGUUGCUGGUGGCUUUCUUACAUCAGGUUAAACCUGGGACUAUUGUCUUACUUGCUUCUUUUGAUGAACCGGCAACAAAGCUUACUGAUGAAGUAAGAACACUUUUUAGUGAGCUCGGAAGCUCCUUAGUUCAUGAUGUUAAGUUUCGGGACAACUGGAUUUUUGUUGGAGCAAAACCAAUUAAGGAGAAAAGUCCAUUUGAACAGAUCCUGAAGAACGAUAGAGCAAAGAACAAAUACGGAAAUUGGCCUGAAGCAAUCGAAAUGGAGGGUUGCAUACCAAGAAAGAUGGAUUAGCUACUACUUGUAGAAUUCUAAGUUUUAAAUUUCUUUAGAAACACUACAUUGGCUCUUCAUUUCCAGCAACAAUAAUGAUCAUUUUAAAGUUUUUAUGCUCUUCAAAUUUUAUUAUUGUUACCAAAUAAACUUUCAUUAUCCAUUUGCAUUACUGGGUUAUUGAAAUGCAGUUUAAACCAUUUAAUUUAGAACAAGAAGCUACAUGGUUUGGAUAACAGAACUUAGGGCGUGUAUAUUUGAGGGCUGUUGCAGCAUAGUGGUAGCAUCCCUACCCAUGGGCCAGGAUGCCUGGGUUGAAGUUCCACCUACUCUGGAAUUGUGUAAUACCACCUGUGAGCAGGUUGAUUAUAAAAUAUAAAGUCAGAAAUGAAACUGCUGGUAAUUAGCUUACAAUUUCAUCACUGAAAUUGAAUGAACUUCACCAUUGUCAUUAUUUCAGCCUAGGCUAAAUUAUGCUUAAACCAAUGCUAAAAAGGCCAGAAACUCAAUGUAUUGCUUUAACUUGCAUUUAACAUUCUGUGAUCUUUUACAUUGGUUAAGCUAAUUUCUCCCUAAUUGCACUGGUCAUAUGAAUAGAAAUUCUAACAGUUUUUUUUAUGUUUUGUAUUUC
This is a messenger RNA of Rhincodon typus (whale shark), 1488 nucleotides long. Its product is annotated as protein FAM3A-like. The transcript is spliced from 9 exons. Lineage: Eukaryota; Metazoa; Chordata; Chondrichthyes; Orectolobiformes; Rhincodontidae. The record is from RefSeq and is a predicted model, not a curated record. Bases 222 to 878 code for a protein of 218 amino acids.